AUUAACGCCGUUGCCACSGCCAUAAUAUCGAGCGACAAAAUGAUAUUAUCUGUUCGACGGUGAUUGUGCGCGUGAGUCGUCGCGUCCUUCGUCUUCUGCGACAUAUUUCGUUUUUUUUCGUCUUCMACUCAACGAUUUUCGGGCCRCCCGCAGUUCGAUGAUAAUAGCAAUUCACAUUAUAAGUAUUUUAUAUAAUAUUAUUGCAUAACACUACGAUUUUCUAGUGCACUAGUCGCUACGCAUAAAAACCGAUAAAAAAAAAUUAAAACGAUAAUAAUCUYACGAUUGCGCCGCGUCGACAAAUCGAUUUGGGUAUACCGUUUUUUAAUAUUAUCGCAGUGUCAUGAUAACUCCGAUGUCGUCGUUGUCGGAUCGCCGUCGCCUCAGUGCUAGCCACCGGAAGUGACACCCGGAAAUUAUCUCGAACAUGGACGAUAAUAAUACUCGUAUUGUCGUUGUUCCGGCCGUCGUCCGCCGUCGCCACCGCCGCCGUGUCAUCAACUACGCAGGUAUGGCGACUACCGGCUAGCGAUGGUGCCCACGUCGGUAUUGGUGUUCUGCGGCUUGCUGUCGGCCGUCUCCGUGUACCCGGCAUGGUCUGCUAGCGGCCCGGUCAUUCAGCAAUGUCCCACCCACGGCGAGAUUGCACCGUGCGUGUGCACGGUGAAGAAGAAUGGCGGUCUGGACAUACUGUGCGAGUUCACCGACCUGCAGCACAUAUCCAAGACGAUGGCCGUGCUCAAGGGCAAACCGUCGCUGGUCAUAUUCUACCUGAAGCUCCGACACAACAACCUACCCAAGUUGCAGGGUUUUGUGUUCCUGGGCAUGGACAUUCGGCACUUAACCAUACACAACAGUACGCUGGCCGUGGUCGAAGAGUCAUCGCUGAGUUCUAUAGGAAAAGCACUCACCCAAUUAGAUCUGUCUCAGAAUUCAUUAAGCAGCGUACCGACUCCGGCGUUGAAAAGCUUAGAUCGAUUACUGAUAUUUAAUUUAAACCAUAACAAAAUCAACGCCAUCCACGCAAACGCUUUCGAGGGAAUGAGCACGCUAGAGAUUUUGACCUUGUACGAAAAUCGGCUUACUAAUAUCGAAGCCAAUGCAUUCGCCGGCACAGAGAAAAAACUUAAACGAUUGAACAUCGGUGGUAACGAACUGAACCGGGUACCGACCGGUGCUCUACAGACGAUGGACAACUUAAAGAAAUUAGAAAUUCAAGAAAAUAAGAUUACGUCGAUCAGCGAAGGCGAUUUCAUAGGUUUACAAACAUUGGAUAUGCUUAUCCUAGCACACAAUUAUCUCAAACAUAUACCUGCUAAAGUGUUUCGACAUUUACCACUACUAAAUUCGUUAGAGUUGGACGGAAAUCAAAUAUCAAGUAUUGACGAAGAGGCUUUUUUUGGUUUGGAAGAAAAUCUUCAAUAUUUAAGAUUGGGUGACAAUAACUUGCACUCAAUACCUAGCGAAUCGCUCCGUCGUUUGCAUAGACUUCGACACUUAGACCUCAAAGCAAACAACAUAUCACAUAUUGCUGAAGACGCUUUCACUGGUUUUGGCGAUUCAAUCACGUUUUUGAAUUUGCAAAAAAAUGACAUCAAAACUUUACCAAUGAUGGCGUUCGAAAAUUUGAAUUCUUUGGAAAUACUAAACCUGCAAAACAACAAACUGACGCGAGUGCCGGAAGAAGCGCUCGAGGCGAUCGUAGACACCGCAACUGUUAUUGAUAUUAUGGAUAACCCGCUGAUUUGUGACUGUGAUCUGCGCUGGUACAGAGAUUGGCUGAAAGAGUUACGUCACCGGGACGACGACGACAUCAUACAGAAGAAACACAUACUCUGCCUUAUGGAAGAAGAACACAGAGAGUUCAGCGUCUUGAAUUUGCCGGUGGAGAGAAUGAACUGCGUGGGCAAGAAAUACUCGUCGUCGGCCAACGGGAUCGGUGAAACUCGUGUCCUGUCCCGCAUCCUGAUAGUUUUCGUCUUCGCCCUACACCAAUUCAAAUGAACUAUACACACACACACACUCACACAUUAACACACACAUACACACAUUAAAAUACAUACACACACACACCACACACACAUACACUGACAACACACCUGCACACACACGCAAACACGCAUGCACGCGAUCCAUCUAUACAUCUAUUGUACACGUCGUAAUCGUAUAAUGUAAUAUUAUUAUAUUAUUGUAUAUGCCUAAACAGCUAUGACCUGCCGAACUCACGUCGAGAUUGAAUAAAAAAAAAUAAAUAUAUAUCGAGUGUGCCAGUGCUGUACUAGCGUGAUGCAUGAUCCACGCAAAGGCUGUACAAUAUUUUUAUAUAUUAUUAUGAUGAUGGGUACCUACUUCAUCCUGUCAGUUGGGUAUAGGCACCUCUGAAUGUUAAAAAACGCGAGUUAUGACGCGAGCGUCAAAAUGCGUGGCGUCCGAAACUCUCGCAUAAUAUUAUAUUCGUUUGUUCGUUGUCCAUAUUAUUAUUAUUAUUAUUUUUUUUUUUUUUAAA
Molecule: messenger RNA, 2506 nt
Organism: Diuraphis noxia (Russian wheat aphid)
Lineage: Eukaryota; Metazoa; Arthropoda; Insecta; Hemiptera; Aphididae
Cellular component (GO): plasma membrane
Molecular function (GO): protein binding
Source: RefSeq, a predicted model, not a curated record